Molecule: messenger RNA, 3630 nt
Organism: Lagopus muta (rock ptarmigan)
Lineage: Eukaryota; Metazoa; Chordata; Aves; Galliformes; Phasianidae
Gene: RCAN1
Product: regulator of calcineurin 1
Exons: 4
Coding region: 102-827 (241 amino acids)
Biological process (GO): calcium-mediated signaling
Cellular component (GO): nucleus; cytoplasm
Molecular function (GO): calcium-dependent protein serine/threonine phosphatase regulator activity; nucleic acid binding
Source: RefSeq, a predicted model, not a curated record
GAAACGCGAAGGUGGGGGGAACGGCUGCCGGCGCGAGGCGCUCGAGGCUGCCUCAGCCGCCGCCGGGCCCCGCCCCGCGGGGGCUCCGCUCGCCCCCGGCCAUGGAGAGCGGCAGCGGCGGCGGGAGGGGCCCGACAGGCCGGGAGGAGCCGCCGCUCGGGGAAACGAGGGAGGAGGAAGAGGAGGCGGAGGUGCUGCCGCCGCCCGAGGCCGAACCGGACUGGAGCUUCGCCGGCGGCGACAUGGAGGCGGUGGUGCUGCAGGAUCUGCCCACCGCCACCAUCGCCUGCAACCUGGACCCGCGCGUCUUCCAGGACGGCCAGUGCCGGGCCAAAUUUGAAUCGCUGUUUAGAACAUAUGACAGAGAUAUCACCUUUCAGUAUUUUAAGAGCUUCAAAAGAGUACGAAUAAAUUUCAGUAACCCUUUAUCUGCGGCAGAUGCCAGAGUCCAGCUGCACAAGACAGAGUUCCUUGGAAAGGAAAUAAAACUGUAUUUUGCUCAGACUUUACACAUUGGAAGCUCACAUUUGGCACCACCAAAUCCAGACAAACAGUUCUUGAUUUCACCUCCUGCCUCUCCACCUGUUGGUUGGAAGCAAGUAGAAGAUGCUACCCCUGUGAUUAACUAUGACCUUUUAUAUGCUAUUUCCAAGUUAGGACCAGGAGAUAAGUAUGAGCUACAUGCUGCCACUGAUACUACCCCUAGUGUUGUUGUCCACGUAUGUGAGAGUGACCAGGAAAACGAUGUGGAAGAAGAAAUAAAGAAACCCAAACCAAAAAUUAUUCAAACAAGAAGACCGGAUUAUACUCCUUCCCAUUUAAGCUGAACUGCUACAGGUUUUCAAGGGUUGCAAGUAGGCAUAUGCAAGGGAAACAUUUACUGUGGAAACAGCAGGUCACAGCUUUGGUGGCAACAGCAGCAGUUGUAGUAGGAGAAAUUCCAAAGUAAGUUUGCUCUGAAAAAAAUAAAGGAAAUUUCAUCCUUAUUUUUAAUGCUGCAGGUUGAAAGAUACCAUGAGUGUGUUCCCAGAUCUCUGGGAACGAAGGAUAGGCAGAAAAUGACAUUUUGAGACCUAAUAAGACAAACUUUGGGUUCUUUCUGGGGGGGGUACUGUAGGCUUUUCUGUUAUAAAGCAGUUGGGGGAAGAUUUCUUUGUUCUGUCUCACAUAAAUCCUCAAACUAGUAGGCUAGUCGUUGUGUGGUGUACAUAGCGAUAACAGAGGUGGUUUUAAAGGUAAAAUAUUUGGAAUUGUAAAUCUUUUUCAUAUAAUAGAUUUUGUGCAUGUGUAUUCUUGGUCUUCUAAAGUAACUUUGCAUUAUUUUCUAUAGUUUCUCACAUGCUUUUGGAGAUCUGGGAAAUUGUUUAAAGUAUUUAUUAUCUCAGCAUCCUGGACUUACUACUAGAUGUGUACAUACAUAUAUAUUUAUAUUUGUUUAUAUGGGCACUCAUGUUUCAGCAGGCAUACAGUUUGUUUGGCACCCUCCUUUGGUGCUAUGUAACUUGUGCUUUUAAUAUUUGACUCUUUUAACUGCCUAUGUAGGAUUUUGUCAGGCAAAGCUGUAGAAAAAAAAAUGUGCAAUAGGAAAGUGGUUUAAAUAAGUUGUUUUAAAAUUAUUUAAGUUAAAAUAAUUUAUAUCUUGGAUAACAUUUCUUCAGUGACUUUAACUUUCUCACUUGGAUUAAAGAAAAGUAUUCUGAAAUGUAUAAACAAAGCUAAUGUUGCGUGUUCACAGCAAUGUACAUUUUCAGUGAGAAGAAUGGUAAUGGAGAGAAUGAGAGCAUUAUCCAGUAAGCAAAUCUGCAUUGUUGAAACAGAUUUAACAGGGAUUGAAAAAUUGCACACAGUGUGUAGAACAGCAAAGAGAGAUGGAGUGCCUUUUCUUCAUUCAUUCCUGGUGUUAACUGUUCUACAAGCUGCACACUUGUAUCUUUUUCUACUGGCUUUGUAUGUCCAUAAGUAUAUACUUUCUUAGCCUUGCUUCUAAGCUGGUAUUUAGAAAUGCUUAACGCCAAGUAAUGAUGCAUACUUAAGUAUUGGGUACACAUGGGAAAAGCUUUAGGGUUUUUUUAAAACAUAUUAGUGUGUAAAAACACUAGGUCAUGACAUACAGGUUUGGCAAAAGAUGGCAGGAGCGUAUUUUCUUAUUUGUUUUUUUAAAUGGAAAUCUUCACUUUGAUGUAAGUGUAUUUAUUUUUUUUUUAAGAGAUAGCAACUGCUAUCUGUGGGAAAAUAUCACUGACCGUUUUUAGAAAGGGGAUGUUUGGAGCUUUUCAAAAUGUUUCUAGAAAUCCAAGCUGUUUGGUUCCACGUUGAUUCACUUUUGCCGCACUUGGUCUGAGGAUGACUUUCAUAGCUGGACUUAAUGUAAAGAAAUCAAUUCAGUGCCAUUUGAAGCAAACGUAGACUUAAAUGUCCAGGCUCACAUCUUGUUUUUUAAAUCAAAUACUAGUGAAGCAAGUUGUGUAACAAAGCCAUUCCAAGCUGUGGUGCGGUGUGUAAGUGAUUUGUUGAAGGCCUGUCAUUACACUAAGCAAAACAGAGAUUGAUAUCCUGUGACCAAAGAGAACAGGAAUCUUUUAAAGGUCAUUUACUUUUGAUCUUUGUUCUGUUUGUUUCAGUUUACAGGGCAUACCAAACACUGACAGUCGGUGUCUAUCUUGAACCUAAUUAAGUGGCACUCUCUCCAAGUUAAGGUGCUUAAGGUUAUUUGCCUUAUUAAUGAGUAACAAUCAGCUAAAUACAUCUACUGCUUCUUAACACCCCACAAUAAAUAAAAUGGAGAGAAAUCCUGUUAGUUUGCCACAACUGUUUUCAAGCCUUUCCAAGAUUUUUUCCAUGUCUCUCAAAUUGCUACUGGACUUUAGUGUUUUACUUCAUGCAACUUGAAAUUGUUGGAAUAUGUCUGUUUGGUCCUUUUUCUGUCUGUUCAUGAUUACCAGUCAAAGCAUUAGUUUUGCAUUAAUUUUACAUUAGCAACUUAGUUUCUGUUCUGCUUCCUGGCAAUCCAAAGAAAGCAGUGCUAAUACUCAAUUAAAAAUAAAGAAUGUUAAAGAAAUACCAAUAUGAUCUUCCCAGACUAUUACCCUAAUAUCUGCCUAAUGAAGGUGGACACUGGAAACCAUGGAUGGGAGACUUGGGAUGGCUGCAGUGUGUUCUUCUGAUUAUAAUUGUAAGCAAAGAUAGUGAGACAGUAAUCUGCCUGUCUUUUCUGGUUGUGUAUCUUGGCGUGUGUCACCUUCUGUUAUUAUUACUACAAUAUAUUGUUUGCCCUGGUUUUUUUCUUAAAAAAAAAAAAAAAACACAAACAAAACUGGUUAAAUGAGUGCUUAAUUAAUUGCAUUGGUAUUUUAUACAAUUGUAUAGUAUGGGGCAUAUUUAAAUUAAAAUAUUUUAUUGUCUUCUUGUAAUGUUGUGGUAUUUGUACAUGUAACUAUUCAAAGAUUUUGCGCCACAAUCUGAACUUUAGGCUUCUUAAACAUUGCUGGUUUGAAUAAGGAACAAUUGAUAAGAAUAUCGUUCCAGGUCACAUCCUUAUCAACUAAAUAAAUUUAUGCAUAGAGAAAGACUUCCCAACCUUCUGCUUAAGUGACUUACAUGAUCUUAAUGCAAGUAUGAGAAUCUACUAAU